AUGAGUCUGUUUUCACUUGCUGGCAGAACCGCUUUAGUGACGGGUGGAACCCGAGGCAUUGGCCAAGCGAUGGCCAUUGCUCUCGCAGAGGCGGGGGCCGACAUUGUUUUAGUUCAGAGAGAUACAAGCAACCCGGCGACAAGAGAGCAAAUUGAGAAGUUGGGUCAGAAGGCCACGAUUUACAAAGCCGAUCUUUCCUCACAGGAGUCGGUUUCCGCGUUAGUUACGUCCGUCAUCAAAGAUGGCCACGACAUUGACAUUCUGUUGAACUGCGCGGGUAUUCAGCGACGGCACCCAAGCCACAUGUUCCCGCAAGAAGAUUGGGAUGAGGUGCUGCAAGUCAACUUAACCACGGUCUUCAUCCUCUGCCGCGAUGUGGGCGCGUACAUGCUCACCCGCACCCCAAAUUCGUCCGGCCACCGUGGUAGCAUCAUCAACGUGGCUUCCCUGGUUUCCUUCCAGGGUGGACUGACCGUCCCGGCCUAUGCAGCCGCUAAGGGGGGCGUGGCUCAAUUGACCAAGGCUUUGUCGAAUGAGUGGGCAUCCAAAGGAAUCAACGUCAACGCCAUCGCACCGGGCUACGUCGCAACCGACAUGAAUGCUGCGUUGAUGCAGGACAAGGAACGCGCCGCAAGUAUUCUCGGUCGCAUCCCCGCAGGACGUUGGGGUCACCCGGAUGACUUCAAGGGGCCGGUGGUGUAUUUAGCCAGUCAAGCCAGCGCAUACGUGAGCGGCGAAGUACACACAGUCGACGGAGGCUGGAUGGGUCGGUGA
Messenger RNA from Penicillium maclennaniae, 774 nucleotides. RefSeq lists its product as uncharacterized. NCBI's taxonomy places the organism in Eukaryota, Fungi, Ascomycota, Eurotiomycetes, Eurotiales, Aspergillaceae. The coding region runs from base 1 to 774 and encodes 257 amino acids. The record is from RefSeq and is a predicted model, not a curated record. Gene Ontology annotation, molecular function: oxidoreductase activity, acting on the CH-OH group of donors, NAD or NADP as acceptor. The transcript has 2 exons.